Molecule: messenger RNA, 1113 nt
Organism: Caenorhabditis bovis
Lineage: Eukaryota; Metazoa; Nematoda; Chromadorea; Rhabditida; Rhabditidae
Source: the annotation of a GenBank genome assembly
AUGGCUCCUGAUUCAACGUUAGUUUCUCAAAAUGUUCAACAAAAACCUCAUUCACCGAAGCGGCAAUUAAGUCGAUCGGAUAGCGAUGAAAAGAUGCCGCACCUACUAGGAAUCGAGUGGGCCCCACUGAGUAUUCCGUUGGAGCGGCGUCUCCAAACUCUGGGUGCUCUUCACUUCUUUUUCAUUACUCUCCUCACACCGGUCAUUGUUCUUCUUUUGCCAUUUUAUUUGCUCUCUACCGUAUUCUGGCCUUUAAUUGUUCUCUAUGCAAUUUGGCUCUAUUUCGAUUGGAACUCUCCGAAACGCGGUGGUUAUCGGUCGGAGUGGUUCAUGAGACAGAGGAUCCAUACCUGGUAUGCCAACUACUUUCCAGUUAAACUUCACACGACUUCCGGAUUGGAUCCAAAUAAGAAUUAUUUAAUUGGUUAUCAUCCGCAUGGAAUUAUUUCGAUGGCGGCUUUUAUAAAUUUCGCAACGAAUGGCACAGGAAUUUUGGAUAUUUUCCCAAAAAUUCACUUUCAUCUUUGCACAUUGGUAGGACAAUUUUGGACUCCAUGGCGUCGCGAAUGGGGACUUUUGCACGGAAUGGUGGAUUGUAGUCGAGAGUCUAUUAAAUACUUACUUAAUAAUACGCGGAAAGGAAAUGCGGUAGUGCUCGUUGUCGGUGGAGCCGAAGAAGCGCUUGAUGCUCAUCCGGGACAUCACAUAUUGACAUUGAGAAGGCGAAAGGGAUUCGUUAGAAUUGCAAUUCAAACUGGAGCUCAUCUUAUUCCUUGCUAUUCAUUUGGAGAAAAUGACAUUUUCAAUCAGGCUGAUAAUCCGAAAGGUUCCACCAUUCGCGAAUUUCAAACUAUGAUGAAACGGAUUUUGGGAUUCUCGCCACCAGCAUUCCACGGUCGCGGUGUAUUCAACUACACAUUCGGAUUGCUGCCCUUCAGAAAACCAAUAAAUACAGUACUCGGCGAGCCAAUCGAAGUAGUGCAAAACUCGAAUCCGACCAGUGAGGAAAUCGAAACGGUCCAUCAGAUUUAUAUGAAAAAACUCAUGGAACUCUUCGAAACUCAUAAAACGAAAUUCGGAGUUCCGGAGAGUGCAAAGCUAAUAAUCAAUUAA